AUGCUCGCCAUGUACGUUGACGCCGGGCACAAGACUUGGGAUGAAGUCCUCCCUUACGUCACCUUUGCGUACAACACCACACCACAAGAGACAACGCAGAUGACACCUUUCGAACUUGUCUUCACCCGCCCAGCCAGUUCCAUGCUGGAUGCAAUGUUGCCCCACGUCGACGACAGGAGCGCCCAUGGGUACGUGGCCGAUUUCCUUCAGCGUGCCGAGGAAGCCCGCCAGCUCGCCCGCAUGCGUAUCAAAGAGCAGCAACACACGGACAGCCGAAUCUACAACCUACGACGGCGCGACCAGAAGCACGCACCCGGUGACCGCGUUAUGGUGUGGACACCGAUUCGCCGCCAGGGCUUCAGUGAGAAACUCCUACGCCGGCAUUUUGCACCAUACAAGGUAACGCGACGACUCGGGCCCCUUGUCUACGAAGUUGUACCUGAUGGAGUGACACAAUCACAGCAGUGA
Rhipicephalus microplus (southern cattle tick) is the source of this 468-nucleotide messenger RNA. RefSeq lists its product as uncharacterized. NCBI's taxonomy places the organism in Eukaryota, Metazoa, Arthropoda, Arachnida, Ixodida, Ixodidae. The record is from RefSeq and is a predicted model, not a curated record. Gene Ontology annotation, molecular function: nucleic acid binding.